Molecule: messenger RNA, 2515 nt
Organism: Lucilia sericata (common green bottle fly)
Lineage: Eukaryota; Metazoa; Arthropoda; Insecta; Diptera; Calliphoridae
Exons: 3
Coding region: 602-2032 (476 amino acids)
Source: RefSeq, a predicted model, not a curated record
GUGGCGGAUAGGGGGAGCUAAGCAUGGUCUUUUUCGACACAUUGGACAUAAUGGUCGAAAACGACGACGCUAGCUCGAGAUAAGGCAGACCUGACUAGAUACAUUUUUGACAAAUGGUCUAACAAGCCUGUCAUAUCUAGAUGAGUGCAUGAAUCAGGACAAUCUUUUAUCACAUCAGUGGAUACAUUUUUGACAAAUGGCCUACUGAUAUGUAAAGAGAUGGUAGAGUGCUGAUAUGAUUUAUGGUACACCUGAUAACAGGCGGUCAUAUAUGAUAACAGGACUUCUCCUGUUCCCCAUGCACAAAUCCGCGGACCAAAACUGUCAACCCCACCCCCAUCCCCAUAUUUCCCAAUCCACCUAGUUUAUCCCUCUUCAAUCCAAUCCCAAGAACCCAUUCCCUCAUCCCCCACUUGUAAGGUUAAGGUGGUUGGAAGCAGUGCCGAGAACCUGAAUGGCUAGUUAGUGGUUAAAGAGGACUAGUCGUUAACAGCUCCCCUCCGAUGCCAGGGCACGGAUCGGUUGUAGUGCUUAGCCUAGCCCACGUACGCCGUCCCUGCGUGGGUCGUCCACCCAUUACGCGCCUACUCGUGGGAAUCACAUGGAGAAAAAAACAAAUAAACAAACAAACAACAAACAACCCGUGGAAAGCCAGUUGGGGAAACCUAAACUGGUGGACUGCAAACAGCCUGCUAUCCAACCUUCUGGUGAUAGCACGGCUGAACGCAGCGAGGAAAUCUUGUCCGUAGUGGCAAGCACCUCAUCAGCUGCACAAGCCUUAGCUGGUACGCCAGCAAAUACCCCUGCCUCGGGCACUGCGGACCAAGCAGUGACCCCCGCGACUUCUGGACAGGUUGGAUCGUCGAACUCGAUGUCGGGUCCAACUAAUGCCCCCUCAACCGCCCUCACGGCUAACGAAAACCCCCCUAGUCGCAAAGAUCCAUCUAGGAAGGCUUUUGUUCAAAGGCGUGCCGCCAUGCGUUUAGUCGAGCGACUUGGAGUUAAGUCGGUCGAUACGCUUACCCCGGACGAAAAAUCGUCCCUAGAUUGGGCUAAAGCCCUACUGGCUCAGCCGGAGUGUUCUGACCCUCCUACAACCUCAGAUGCAGCGGACCAAGCUACAUCUGCAGGGCCUAAACGGCAGCGAUCGGAGGAAGAACAUGCUCUCCAGGCAGUCCCACAGCCGAAGACUAAACGUCAGAAGCAGUUCGAGACUCGUAUAGUCAAUAGACCCUACAGCGAAGUUGCCAAAAACCCGCUGGUUAGGGCCAUUGUUGACAAGAGUGUCAACGACGGAGCUAUCUCCCAGGAUAAAUGGUUGAUAAUCCGUCAAAAAAUGCUGGAGGUGUAUUGGAAAAUUCUCAAAGAGAAUCCCGGUCCAUCUCCGCAGAAUGAUGAUGCUGGCUGGUACCAAGGUCACAUCAAACUGCUGGCGUGCACGAACGAGCGCUCAGCAAACUUGCUUAAGUUGGCGGUUACGUCUAUAGGGGAAGUGUGGCCCGGCGCGAAACUUGACGUGAUCCCGGUUAGUGAGAUACCUCGCAGACCGAGAUCAAUCACGGUUAUUCCGGCGGAACCACACGAACCAGAGGCGAUUCUGGCGUACCUUCAGAGUGGAAACCCUGACCUACCUACCCACAAUUGGAAGGUAGUCAAGGUCUCCGAACCUGAAGGUGCUAACAGAAAGGCGGUCGUGGUCCUUAAUAAGGAAUCGUUGCCGUUACUCCGAGAGAAGCAAGGCAAAGUAUACUACGGAUUUGAUAGUAUCAAGCUGCGCGUCUACCGGGGUGACGACAAACUAGACCCCAAACCGGUAAGCACGGACGGAGGAAAGGUAGACGAUACCACUAACUCUGACGACCAAAUGGACGCCCAAUCAAGUACAGACUUGAUUGGGAAUCUAUUUGAUAGCCAGGGCGAAGUGAUUGACGAAGACGAGCUUCUGAAAACAGACCCAGAAGACGCCGACGUCACAAUCGUCUACGACCCUGACCAAGAUGAAGGUGAUCCAAGUGAACCUUCACCACUCUAAAGCAGCUUCAGCUGCAUUACACCUCCACCUUGGAUAUCAAGGGGAGGAUAUAGCGUUGAUCCAAGAGCCGUGGACCCAUAACGGCAACAUACUUGGAAUCAACAUAAAAGGCUAUAAAAUACUAUACGCAAAAGGCACAGUGAUGAAGAUACAGUAACCGCAGCAUGGGAGACAGAGGAAUCCACAAUGUGGAUCCUCUCCUGCUAUAUGGCGCACGACCAGACAGACCCCCCGCCAAGUAACACGGUCGUCAGGGCAGUAAGUGCAGCAAACGGAAAACGCAUCCCUGUUAUUAUAGGCGCAGAUGCAAACGCACACCAUACACUAUGGGGUAGCACCAACAUCAACACACGAGGUAUCACAAAGGGACCAACAGGACCCAAGUGUGCGUCUUUGCAGCCUGAAUACCUAACCUAACCUACCUUCGUCAAUAGAAUCAGAGAAGUAUUAGAUAUAACUAUAUGUUCAGAAGAGCUUAUAAAC